AUGGCGUCUGCUGAUCUGAGAAAGGAGCUGGACUGUUCCAUCUGCCUGAGCAUUUAUACAGACCCAGUAACCCUGAGAUGUGGACACAACUUCUGCCGGGUCUGUAUUGAUCGUGUGCUGGAUACACAGGAGGGGUCUGGAGUUUAUUCCUGUCCUGACUGCAGAGCAGAGUGUCAGGAGCGUCCUGCACUGAUACAGAACAUUCCUCUGUGUAACAUAGUGAGGAGUUUCCAGUCUACUGAGCCAGAUCAGGAGGAGACUGAGAUCUUCUGCACUUACUGUGUGGACUCUCCUGUACCUGCUGCUAAAUCCUGUCUGCACUGUGAGGCUUCUCUGUGUGAGAAACACCUGAGAGUACACAGCAAGUCAGCAGAGCACGUCUUAUCUGAUCCCACCACUGCCCUGGGGAACAGGAAAUGCUGCGUCCAUAAGAAGAUCCUGGAGUAUUACUGCACUGAGGACGCUGCCUGUAUCUGUGUGACCUGCAGUUUGGCUGGAGAACAUCGGGGACACCAGGUGGAGUUGCUGGAUGUGGCCUCGGAGAAGAAGAAGAAGAAGAAAUUGAAACAUGUUCUGCAGAAACUGACCACAAAGAGAGUGGAGGCUGAGAAAAGAGUCCAGAGUCUGCAGGAGCGCAGGAUAAAUGAUCAGGAAAAAGCAGCUGGUGUAACAGAGAGAGUCACUGCCCUGUUUAGAGACAUCAGGAGACAACUGAAUGACCUGGAGAAGAGAGUCCUGAGUGAGAUAUCCAGGCAGGUACAGUGCGCCUCACUCCCAGUCUCGGAUCUGAUCCAGCAGCUGGAAAUACAGAAGGACGAGCUGUCCAGGGAGAUGCGUCGCAUUGAGGAGCUGUGUAAUGUGCCUGAUCCAGUGACUGUCUUACAGGAACCAGACACAGGAGACUGGUGUGAUGCUGAGGACAGAGAGAGACCUGAUAACCAGGACCGUGGUGUGGGAGAGCUGGAUGUGGGUCACUUAUCAGAGACAUUACACACAUUAUAUGAUAUAAUGAGCAGUAUAAAUGAAGGAAUCUAUGUCCAGGAUUCUACUGACAAAAAAACAGCAUCUGGUACAGAAUCAGACAAGGCAAUGUUUGUAAAGCCAGCGAGUAAUGCAGAAUCUGAUAUUAUGAUGACUGGUAUAAAAAUAGGACUCUAUGUGCACCACCCUACAACUAUAUUGCUGGACAUAAACACAGCUGCUAAUUAUAUACAUAUACCACAAUUUAGCAGUGCUAACUUUGCAAAUCCAUCUAAGCCUAUAGAACCAACCUGUGCAAGCUGGUCAGAUCAAACCCAGAAUCGUCCAGAUAAACCAGAGAGAUUUCAGAAUUAUAACCAGGUGUUAAGCACCACCAGCUUUUCCUCAGGGCGACAUUACUUGGUUAUGACUGUCAGUGGUUCAGGGUGGUGGAGUAUAGGGAUGAGCUAUCCCAGUAUAGACAGGAGAGGAGAUCAGUCACACAUUGGUUAUAAUGACAAGUCCUGGGCUUUGUGUAGGGAGUGUUAUAACCAGUGUUCAGCGAUACAUGGUGGGAAAGAGAUCUGUUUGUCUACCUUUCCCGGUAGUGUGGGGAUAUAUCUGGACUAUGAGGCUGGACAGCUGUCCUUUUAUGAUCCAUCUCAGCAGAUGAGACACACACCUUCACUGAGCCCCUUCAUGUAG
Molecule: messenger RNA, 1665 nt
Organism: Pseudophryne corroboree (corroboree frog)
Lineage: Eukaryota; Metazoa; Chordata; Amphibia; Anura; Myobatrachidae
Product: E3 ubiquitin/ISG15 ligase TRIM25-like
Exons: 1
Coding region: 1-1665 (554 amino acids)
Molecular function (GO): protein binding; zinc ion binding
Source: RefSeq, a predicted model, not a curated record